AUGUGGGCUGCGCUCGAGGACAAGUUUGGGGCCUCGGACGCCGACAACGAGUUGUACGCCAUGGAGCAAUUCUAUGACUACAAGACGACUGAUGAGCGCUUUGUUGUCCAGCAAGCUCAUGAGAUACAGUCACUCGCAAAGGAACUCGAGUACUUCAAGUAUGAGAGCAUCCCUCUCCUCUGCUGCUGCCAAGGCGCUACUGCUCGUGCUAGCCUUCAUCAACCUCGCGAUCCAGAGAGACUGCUGCUGCUCAGGCGCCCCAAGAGCAAGAUCGCGAGCAGUGCUGGUGGUCGUAGCUCCAUUACUAAUGCUACGUCGGCGGCAGCUCUCCCGCCGGGGCCAGUGCCCUGGCCGGUAGUGGGGAACCUCCCCGAGAUGCUGUUCAACAAGCCGGUGUUCCGGUGGAUCCACCAGAUGAUGGAGAAGAUGGGCACCGACAUCGCCUGCGUCCGCCUUGGCGGUGUCCACGUCAUCGCCGUCACCUGCCCCAGCAUCGCCCGCGAGGUGCUCAGGAAGCAGGACGCCAACUUCGCCUCCCGCCCGCUCACCUUCGCCUCCUCCGCCUUCAGCGGCGGGUACAAGAACGCCGUGCUCUCGCCAUUCGGCGACCAGUGGAAGAAGAUGCGCCGCGUGCUCACCUCGGAGAUCGUCUGCCCGUCCCGGCACCGGUGGCUCCACGACCGCCGCGCUGGUGAGGCCGACAACCUCACCCGCUACGUCUAUGCCCUCACCAUGGGAUCCGCGUCCGCGUCGGGCGUGGACGUGAGGCACGUGGCGAGGCACUACUGCGGCAACGUCAUCCGCUCGCUAGUCUUCGGCCGGCGGUACUUCGGCGAGCCUCAGCCGAACGGCGGCCCGGGCCCGAUGGAGGUGGAGCACAUGGACGCGGUGUUCAGGUCCAUGGGGCUCCUCUUUGCGUUCUGCAUUUCCGACUACCUUCCCUGGCUGCGCGGCCUGGACCUCGACGGCCAGGAGAAGAUGGUCAAGGAGGCAAACGCGACGGUGAACCGGCUCCACGACACGGUCAUCGACGAGCGGUGGAGGCAGUGGAAGUCCGGCGAGAGGAGGGAGCUCGACGACUUCCUCGACGUGCUGAUCACGCUGGAGGACGCUGAGGGGAAGCCGCUGCUCGCCAUCGAGGAGGUCAAAGCGCAAUCGCAGGACAUAACAUUUGCCGCCGUUGACAACCCGUCGAAUGCGGUGGAGUGGGCGUUGGCGGAGAUGGCGAACGCGCCAGAGGUGAUGGCGAAGGCGAUGGAGGAGAUGGACCGGGUGGUGGGCCGGGAGCGGCUCGUGCAGGAAUCAGACAUUCCGCAUCUCAACUAUGCCAAGGCGUGCAUUCGUGAGGCAUUUCGGCUGCACCCGGUCGCCCCCUUCAAUGUGCCACAUGUUGCCCUAGCCGACACCACAGUCGCCGGUUACCACGUGCCCAAGGGCAGCCAUGUCAUCCUCAGCCGAUCUGGGCUUGGCCGAAACCCAACCAUCUGGGACGAGCCGCUCUGCUUCAAGCCAGAGCGCCACAUUAAUAUGGAUGAUGGCGGCAACGUGGUGCUCACGGAGAACGAGUUGCGGUUCAUCUCCUUCAGCACUGGCCGCCGCGGAUGCAUCGCAUCGUCGCUUGGGACAGCCACGUGUGUGAUGCUCUUUGGACGGCUACUACAGGGAUUCACUUGGAGCAAACCGCCAGGGUUGUCGGCCAUUGAUCUCAGCGAAUCAGAGCACGACUUAUUCAUGGCCAAGCCGUUGGUGCUACAUGCCGAGCUACGCCUGCCGAUGCAUCUCUACUCUGCCACCGACAUCUAA
Molecule: messenger RNA, 1803 nt
Organism: Triticum aestivum (bread wheat)
Lineage: Eukaryota; Viridiplantae; Streptophyta; Magnoliopsida; Poales; Poaceae
Product: tyrosine N-monooxygenase-like
Exons: 4
Coding region: 1-1803 (600 amino acids)
Molecular function (GO): monooxygenase activity; heme binding; iron ion binding
Source: RefSeq, a predicted model, not a curated record